UACAUGAUACAUUGUUUGUGAGACAGGUACAGAGACUAGAGAGGGUGAAACCGACAAGCUGGUCCAGACUUUAGUGAACGCAGGUACUCCAAAGAGUUCCUGAGAGCUGGAAGAGGAGUGGGUCUCUACGCGACUUUCGAGCAGCGGCACCUGCCGUGAAACGACUCCGUGAGAAACCGGAUGGUGAACGCCGCUCAAGGGUCCGAGGGGACACACCGACUACCUUUGACCCACUGGACACCAACAAUAAGCGGCUAAGGAGCGGCUCCGCACACACGCAGAUCCCAGAGCCGGCGCAUCACGUGACGCCCGCGCUCCUCGCUCUGCGUUUCCGCGUUCACGGGGAUCCCGCAGAACCGCAUGACGUCCUGACCGCUCCGUUUCCGUUCCGUCGGACCGUGCCGCCGAGCUGGGGGGGAAUUCGGGCAAGGGGGCCCGCGCAGUGCAGCGCUCAGAUCCGCGCCGCGGCACCACCAGCAGCGGUAGCGGCAGCGGUAACAUGCUCACACGGGUGAAGUCGGCGGUGGCCAGCUUCGUUGGAGGCAUCAUGGCUGGCGGCUCGGACGGCGAUCAGCCCGGCGGCUCCGAGCUGCCGCUCAGAUUCCCCUACAUGAGGCCGGAGUUCCUGGGACUGUCGCAGGACGAGAUCGAGUGCUCGGCGGACCAUAUCUCCCGGCCGAUCCUCAUCGUGAAGGAGACCAAGAGGCUGCCGUGGGCCACGGGCUACGCGGAGGUUAUCAAUGCGGGGAAGAGCACGCUGAACGAGGACCAGGCCUCCUGUGAGGUGAUGGUGGUCAAGAGGAAGCCAGGAGUGUCUUCCACCCCCAGCAAAACUCCCACUGCCAAGAGGAGGUCCUCCCUGCCUAAUGGAGAGGGCUUGGGCCUGAAGGAGAACUCGGAUUCGGAAGGGUUGCAGUUCCACUACUGGGCCCUGUUUGAUGGGCACGCAGGUUCCGGUGCCGCUGUGGUGGCCUCCAAGCUUCUGCAGCAUCACAUCACGGAACAGCUGCAGGAAGUGGUUGAUGUGCUCCGCAACUCGGCCCUGCCACCGCCCACCUGUCUGGGCGAGGAGCCCAACGACAUGCCGGGCAGCCACCGCGCUCUCACCCGGGCUGCCUCGCUCCGGGGGGCUGCUGGUGCGCCAGGAUCACCCAGCGCCCCACCUACACGCUUCUUCACCGAGAAAAAGGUCCCCCACGAGAGCCUGGUGGUGGGUGCCAUUGAGAACGCUUUCAAGGACAUGGACACACAGAUUGAGAGGGAGAAGGCCGUGUACAAUAUCUCGGGAGGCUGUACUGCUCUGGUCGUCAUCUUCCUGCUGGGAAAGCUGUACGUGGGCAACGCUGGUGACAGCAGGGCCAUCAUUGUCCGUAAUGGCGAAAUCAUCCCCAUGUCCACAGAGUUCACCCCCGAGUCGGAGAGACAGAGGCUGCAGUUUCUGGCAUACAUGCAGCCCCACCUUCUGGGGAACGAGUUCACGCACCUGGAGUUCCCGAGGAGGGUGCAGAGGAAGGAGGUGGGCAAGAGGAUGUUAUACCGGGAUUACACCAUGAAUGGCUGGGCAUACAAAACCAUUGAAGAUGAUGAUCUCAAGUUUCCCUUAAUUUACGGGGAAGGCAAAAAGGCACGUGUAAUGGCUACCAUUGGUGUCACACGAGGCCUUGGAGACCACGAGCUCAAGGUGCACGACUCCAACAUCUACAUAAAGCCUUUCCUGUCUUGUUGCCCAGAGGUAAAAGUGUACCCAUUGACGCAGUACGAGCACGGAGCUGACGAUGUCCUGGUGCUGGGCACAGAUGGCUUGUGGGACGUGCUCUCCAAUGAGGAAGUGGCGGAGGCGGUCACCAGCUUCCUGGCCAACUGUGACCCAGACGACCAACACAGGUACACCAUGGCAGCCCAGGACCUGGUGAUGAGGGCCAGAGGGGUACUGAAGGAUAGGGGCUGGCGAAUCUCCAAUGAUAGACUGGGGUCCGGAGACGACAUAUCUGUCUACAUCAUCCCCCUCUUGUACGGGAAUCGGCAGCCUUAGGCAAGAGGGGAGAUGCAUCCACCGCCGUCCUACUGAAACUGACCUUCCCCUUUGUACACCUCAGUGCUGUACAGUAAGUGAUAAUCGUACUAAAUCAGAAAAACCAAACCCCACUGUUGUCCCUAGGGCGAAGACCCUCUUCUCAUUGUCAGAACUGCAUUAUGAUGCACUGCACUUGCUAAAGGAAGAUCUCAGGAGUUCCACGGUAUCCCCUCCAUGUGACUGUGGAGUGUGUAAAUAGUCCAGCAGCAGUCAGGGCUUUGACCUCCCACUACUGCUGCAGAGGGACCAUGGGUACUAAGGGUGGAGUCUUAGGAAGGCACUGCUUAUAAAUAAUAAGAUCUCAUUAUAAUUAGCUGUUCAUUCCACGGUUACUGGAGAAUACCUAAAGUUCAUUUUCAUUUUAAAAGUGGGAAUGUUCUUAAGGUGCUGUGUUUCAUUUUGUGUAUCAGGGUGAGGAAAAUUGUUGGGUUUGGCAAUCUGUCUUAAGGUGCAAUGGCUUAUUUUUUACUUUUAUGUUUUAUAAUUGCUGAUACAAUCAGUGUGUUAUUUAUUUUGUAAGAUGUAAAUGUGUUAUGCAAAAAUGCCACCAAGAAACACAAUUAGCUGUGAAUGCUUUAUCUGUCCUGGUUUGGCAAAAGAUUAUUUUCUGACAAUUGUCAUGACUAGACAAAUCAGAGGUAUACAUACCGUUUCUUUUCCGAUCAGCUGCGUUGUCAUGCUGUCUCUGGCAGCGACGAUCAAACGAAUAAAUGUUCCAGUCUGAAGCCUAAGUAACGCCAUCAGAUCUGUUCAACCACAGACUGUCAAGGGUCCCGGGGGUAAGCGUUUCAUACAGCGUGAGGGGAGAAGUUUGCACCGAAUAGCUGGAACGAGGUAACGAACAUUGCAGCACUACAGCUUUUUCUGUUUGCUCAUUACUUCACAUUUUCAGCUCAUUUUAGAACAAGUCAGAUCUCUAAAUGCAAUGUGCUGUUACCUUAUUCAGCUAGUCUUCCUUUUCUUCAAAUUAGUCUUCAGGAACAUUGCUAGCGGCGGUACUUUGUGGAACUGUGGCACACAUAGAAAAUAAAAAGUUGCCCCAAGUUUCUGUUGAGAGUCUGAGAUCAAACUCUUUAGCGCUUUAUUUUAAAAUCGGAACGGAUGGUAGCGAAACAGUUACAAUGUUUGCCACAGUUAAAUGUCACAUUGCUGAAUUCUCCAGCUCCCAUCUACCUCACAUAGUUUUUUUUAUUUUUUUAUUCCAGUCCAGAAUUAUACGGUGGCACUGUACACCCUGCUGGGAGCAAUGCUUACUACUGUAGAGGAGGAGUGGUCUUGCUUAAACUCGAAAGGCAGGAUUGUCUGCUGUUUCCCCAGCACUGUUCAGUGGGAUCCUGGUUGAAAAAUAAGCCUAUUUAAUUUAAAGAUCUAGAAACAUGGAAAAAUCGAAUCAGCAAGUUGUGAGCAAUUGAACCUGUACCCCCCCACUCCCCCCCGGCUAGUGGAAAUGCAUAAUUGUGUUGAACAAUCAUUCUUGUUUAUGUGCUACAACAGGUGUGUUGCAGUCAUCCAGUAUGCUGUUCUUUGCGAAUAUUGAAUCCCCAAGCAGUGCUUCUUAAGAGAUAAUUUAUCAUCUUAGUAUCAAUGGACCUGUGUGCAGCACUCUACUGAUUUAAGAGUAAAGAACAUCACUACAAACUGGCCUCACUGCAGUGUGCUUGUGGCCUGACCGAAAAGAUCUACAUGGUGUAUUCUACAAGCCUCAGACUGCCACUUUUAUUUUAAUUACCUUUUUAUACGCUGCAGCCUUGGGCACAAAAAUUCUAACCGAUUUGUUGCGCGGAUGUCCGCAAUUGCUCAAAAAUGAAAAUGCAUAACGAAACGAAUUUUGAACACUGGAAAAAAUGCACCUUUUUAAAGACACUGCACUAUAUUCGAACUUUAACCUUUUACAAGUUGAAUAAAUGAAGCCAUGGAGCCAAAUGUAGCAUCGUCAAGGGCGUAACGGUACGUCAGAUUUGCAAAUGAGCGACUGCACAAAGGUUAUAUGCUUCACUUCCCUUCAUUCAAGUUACAGUAGUGCUCCUGAUCUUUAAGUGUCAAUUGUCAAAACAACCUGACUAAAUAUCUGUUUUUGACACAAUUAACUGCUCCAUGAAGUCUCCCUGCUGGUCUAGCUGAAAACAUCUGGGCUUCCUUGUCUUUGAGAAAGACUCAGGGUGGUUACUUUUGUUGUAAUGAUAGCAUGUGGCGGUAGCGUAUGGAUAUCAUCUGUGGCUUUUGACACUUGCUUUGGCUCGUUGCCUCCAGAAGCCCCAGAGCUGAGGUGGUCCCUUUAAGUGCAGCAUUAAGUUUUUUGAGCGUACUAUGUCUGCUGCCUUGAUGGCUGAUUUGUAGCAUUUUCCUCUAAGAUGUGGAUCAUCUUUGUGCUCCAAGUGUGGGAGGCUGUAAACAGCAGGAGCACAGGAAGCAGGUGAUGAGCACAUCGCCAUCCCAGUGUCCUGGCCCCAUGUCAAGUUAACCUGUAAACCUCCCUUUCAAACCACCCCCAGUCUCACAUUUUCUUGAAGGACUCGUGAAAUGAGGCUUCCCCCUCAUCUUUUCAGUGUAUUAUAUGUAUUAAAUAAAGAAAUGUAAACAAAAAAAAAAUUGUAAAGAUGUUUGAAUACUGAAGAUGAUUUUUGGACAGAUGUUAAUGUCAGUUCUAUGUGAAUGUGAAAUGUAAAUUUUGUAACCAAAAGGAAACCUAUGAAGUCAAAUGGCAUUUUUAGUGUUUUGGAUAAUUUUAAGUGCAAUGAAAACUUGGAAGUGUGCACCUACAGUAUUUUUCUUUUUCCAAAAAUACAAACAUUCCUUCAAA
Messenger RNA from Scleropages formosus (Asian bonytongue), 4874 nucleotides. RefSeq names its product protein phosphatase, Mg2+/Mn2+ dependent, 1H (gene ppm1h). Gene Ontology annotation, biological process: protein dephosphorylation. The transcript is spliced from 10 exons. The coding region runs from base 500 to 2032 and encodes 510 amino acids. The record is from RefSeq and is a predicted model, not a curated record. Lineage: Eukaryota; Metazoa; Chordata; Actinopteri; Osteoglossiformes; Osteoglossidae. Gene Ontology annotation, cellular component: mitochondrion. Gene Ontology annotation, molecular function: [pyruvate dehydrogenase (acetyl-transferring)]-phosphatase activity.